This is a messenger RNA of Penicillium oxalicum, 924 nucleotides long. RefSeq lists its product as uncharacterized. The record is from RefSeq and is a predicted model, not a curated record. Bases 1 to 924 code for a protein of 307 amino acids. NCBI's taxonomy places the organism in Eukaryota, Fungi, Ascomycota, Eurotiomycetes, Eurotiales, Aspergillaceae. The transcript is spliced from 4 exons.
AUGGCUUUCUGGGUUGACUGGGCUCUUUGGGAGAAGCUGAGCUUUGCGCUAGCACUCUUGAUUGUUAUGGUUUUUGUCUAUGCGUUCUGCGUCUUGGCCUUUAACACAUGGAAGAUUCGCCGCUACACCGACGCCGAGCUUCGUCAAAAAGAUAAAGAGGCGGAGCUUCAUCCGAUUCUUUCAAAUGAUAUUGUCCCGUUUGGUGCCAAAGCCCUGGAGCGGCGAGUCUACGUGGAAGGUAUCUGGGUCUCCCCUCUCUCUACUCCCCUUUUAAGUACCCUACCGUCAGAGACACCGAGCAUAAGCCCACUGAGCCCAUCGCCGGAGAGAUUCUCGCCGAGAUCACCGACUCCGGCAUCUUCAGUUGCUCCCGAGGAAGUGAAAGAGCCCCAGGCAGUAGCAGAAUCGAUUGCGCCCACUGACGACUCUUUCGAGCGAGAAUCUCUCACAGUCCAUCCCUCCAGGGGUGGAAUUGGUUUGGAUGAAGCCAGCGAAAGAUCUGUUUCAUUUCCUGAAACCAAGCAAACAACAAUACUUCCUGGCCAGGCUUGCGAUGAUAUACCCCAAUACGAGCAGCACGACGCAAAGCGUGUCAGUUUCCAUACCCGUGUUCGGCAUGCGGGCUCAGUGUCUGAGGCCGAUCUUGCGGAUAGUACACUGGCAGAUAUCACAAACUCCCUCGACCCAAGCAAAGAAGCGGACGCCCCACCACAGAAUGAGAAAAGCCGAUUGUCGCGCAUCUCGAGAGUCCUUCGGAAGCGAUCUUCAGAGGAAUUUCGACGAAAGAUGAGUGCCCUGUUCAACGAGCAGUUUCGUAUGGAUGGUCCAGCCGACCAGCUGCAAAUUGAUCCACCUUUCCGGCACUCUCGUAGUCGGAAGAGACGAAAAUCGACCAUCACGCAAUCUCAUUCUCUGAACCUCUAA